This is a messenger RNA of Cyclospora cayetanensis, 1056 nucleotides long. Its product is annotated as sporulation protein RMD1. Lineage: Eukaryota; Apicomplexa; Conoidasida; Eucoccidiorida; Eimeriidae. The transcript is spliced from 12 exons. Bases 1 to 1056 code for a protein of 351 amino acids. The record is from RefSeq and is a predicted model, not a curated record.
AUGGCUUCUCCCAGGGAAAUGGAACCAGUUGGCCACUACCAGCAGAUGGUUGAGGAACCUUCGAACGCUGGAGACAAGAAAGUCAAGCUCUCCCCCGAGAGCGAAAAUCCAGGGGCGUUCUCUAACAACGGGCACGCCAAACAGCACAAAAAGCCCAUCCGCAGCUCGAAGAAGAGAGCAGACAUACAAGCCUCGAUCAAGGAAAGAGAAGACUGUUUAGAGCCAGCGGGAUGCGUGUGGGCUGGAUGCCUGGGGGCCGAAGUGCUAUUUGCCGACCUCCUGAAGGCACUCAAGCGACCGGAAAUCACAAAUCCCUGCUAUCUCAAAGUGGAAAACACAUACAGCGAGGUUCUCUUUUGCAGAUGCUUCGCAAAGCAGAAAACUGUCUUCAUCUUCCGCUUUGGCUGCGUGGUGGCUUGGGAUGUCAACAUGGAGGAACAAAAGGCCCUCAUCGCCUUCAUGCAUCCCUUCCUCAAGGAGCCCCUGGGCGACAGGAAAGAAGAUGACACGAUGACAUAUGUGUGGGGAGACCGUGCAACUAUCAAGGCAGACAGCAUACACCUCGUCACAACUAACGUCUUUGAGUGCCUCGCCUAUUCCUACGCCUUUGCACAGAGCGUUAAACUUGCUCUCUUCGAGACGUUGGUUGACGCGGAUAUUGAACGAACGAAAAUGAUUCCAGAGAGUCUGGCAAGGACUGGAAACAUACAGUCGACGCGCGAGGAUAUUGGCCGCAGGAUUGGCGAGCUUUUCGUCAACAGGUUCUACAUUAACCUCCACACAGACAUCCUGGACACCCCAGAUAUUUUCUGGGACAACGAUGACUUUGCUGAUCACUACGAUCAUUGCCGCCGCUACUUGGAAAUACCGAAGCGCGUAGAAAUUUUGAAUCAGAGACUAGAUAUUAUAAAGGACCUGUACGACAUGCUGAACAACGAGCUAACCAUUCAGCAUGGGUAUAAGCUGGAGUGGAUUGUUAUUUACCUCAUUUGCAUUGAGGUGCUGAUUGAAGUUGUCUGGAAUAUUUUGAUCAGAGAUGUGCUAAAAUGGGUGUAA